Molecule: messenger RNA, 891 nt
Organism: Parastagonospora nodorum SN15
Lineage: Eukaryota; Fungi; Ascomycota; Dothideomycetes; Pleosporales; Phaeosphaeriaceae
Exons: 3
Coding region: 1-891 (296 amino acids)
Biological process (GO): cardiolipin acyl-chain remodeling; inner mitochondrial membrane organization
Cellular component (GO): mitochondrial membrane
Molecular function (GO): 1-acylglycerophosphocholine O-acyltransferase activity
Source: RefSeq, a predicted model, not a curated record
AUGGGCGCCGUAGGAAUGCUGUGCAAAGGCUUCCUUGGCCUGAACAGCGUGGAAACACAUGGGAUGGAAAAGUUCUUGAGGUUGCUGGACGAGCGGCAAGACGUUAAUGGGCGUGAGAGAGGGCUGAUCACUGUCGCAGAGUCGGAGAAUGGCGCUCACAAAUGGUCUUUACCCACCAUAACGCAGGCCAUUCGUCUCCUCUCGCGCGGCCCGUUCCUCCUCGAAAACGAUCCUCCCAAAAAGCCAACCGCAUCGCCUAAGAGCCCCGAUCUUAUCGAUCCUUUCAGCGAAGGGCAUCUUACAUUCUCGACGAACGGCGAGGACACAUUCCCAGCGCCGUCAGCAUAUGUGAGCCGACGACACGCCUGGGUGCACAUCUUCCCAGAGGGCAUGGUUCAUCAGUCCGAGGAUAGGAUCAUGCGCUACUUCAAAUGGGGAGUUUCGCGGCUCAUUUUGGAGAGCGAGCCGAUGCCUGACAUCGUACCAAUCUUCAUCGAGGGCUUCGACAAUAUCAUGCACGAGACGCGCGAGUUUCCAAGAUUCAUACCGCGGCCCUUUAAAAACGUCAGGGUCACGUUUGGUGAAAAGCUGGAUACAGAGGAAGUCUUUGGAGACCUGCGCAGGCGAUGGGAGCAGAUGCGCGCGAAGGAAGAGAAAGCUGGAGGGCGGCUUGAGGUUGGUGUACUAAAUGAUGCACUAAAGUACUCCCAGGAGGCUGUCAGCAUCAGAAAGGAGUGCACGCGCAGGAUGCGACAAGCCGUGCUCGACCUAAGGCGGCUGCGAGGGUACCCCGAGGAUGACCCAAAGAAUAGCCUUGCGCAAACGUGGCUGCGUGAGGGGCCGGAAAGAGAAGGGCGCAAGGAAGACGGCAGCUUGACGAAGGAUACGUGA